CGUGGCUUGACCAACUCUCCAUCCGUGCACUCAUUGAUUGUCAUACUGCCUCUCUGCUUCUCUGUCGUCUCUGUGUCUGCCUCUGCCGCCCGUCGCCCUCAGUAUGGCCGAAGCUGCUGCUCAGUACAAAAAGACUGAUGGCAAGCUACGCAUAUCCCAGGACGGCCGCACCGUCGCCUGGACAGCGACUAGUGGCAACCCUGCGCUGGAGAUAGCCAUCGCAGACAUUGGGAACUUGCAGCAAACCCCGGCCACAGCAGCGAAAGCCUCCAUCAAAGUGGUUGUCAACAAGGCUCCCGGCCAGACAGAAGCCCACGCCUUUACCUUUACAUCGUCCGCCGCCCGUGAUGACCAGCAGACCGUAACUGGUGCCCUGCGCAGAUUUAUCGAGGCCUCAAAGGCUCAAUCCGUGCCCACCCCAGCUGCUGCCACCCCGGUUCCCGAUGCUGGCGCAAGCAACGCCUCCGCCGCCGUGGCCAUUGCUCGGACGGUUACAGGUACCCCGAAGCCCAAGGAGGAUGGCGACGGUGAAUACGAUGACGCGAAGCUCAUGGCAGAUAUAGAGUUGCAGCGCUCUUUGCUGAGCUCAAACCCGGCACUUCGGCAGCGCUUCGAUCAGGCCCUACGCGACAAGCCCGAGUCUGUGUCUAUUGUCCAGUUCUCCAACCAAUUCUGGACCACACGAGUACAUAUGUUACGUUCUCAUGUGGCAGAGAGAUCACAAGGAGCAGGCGCAUAUAACGUGCUUUCAGUCGUCAAGCCACAGCUCAUUGAUGGCAAGCACCAACUCCGCAUGAGCAAAGAGCAAAUACAUCUGGUCUUCAAACAGCAUCCACUCAUAAAAAGGGUCUAUACUGAAAAUGUUGGGCCGAGAAUGAAAGAAGCCGAGUUUUGGGCACGGUUUUUCGCGAGCCGGCUCCUCAAGAAAUUGAAGGGAGAAAGAAUCACGGAUAAUGAUCCCCUAGAUCCUAGGCUCGACACAUACUUGAACUUGAGUGAUGAUGCCGAUGCUGCCCCGCAGCUUUCCAUGGAGUCAGUCCCCCAUUUUCUCGAUGUUGAGGGAAACGAACAAAAUCACAGUCAGCGCCUGGGCAACAGGCCCGAUUUCACCAUGCGGCCAAACGCCCAUGACAAGGUACCUAUUCUUCGCUUAUUGAACAGCAUGAGUGAGAAGAUGAUGGCAGAAGUCCCGCCUUCUGAUAGCGUCGAUCGGCAUGCGCCAGUGGGCUUGGACGAGGAGACUUAUAAAGAGUUACAACUCCGAGAUCUGCAGAAUGCCGCCGAUGACAACCGGGUGGUACUGAACAUACAGGACCAGAGUCAGUUGUUCUCCGCCGGCCAAGGUCUGCACACGUCAAGCAGUGCGGCAGCCUACGCAAAACGUACCCCCGCGCAAGUUCUGGCCCAGAUGCAGGAAGAGAUCAAACGUAUACCAGCGGGCCAAGGGGAGAAUGGUGGAAUCAAGCUGCAAGCAGCAAUCGGGGUCGAAGAUGACAGUAGUAGCGACGAGGAAGUACCGGCGCAGAAAAAAUCGAGGGUUGGAAGCAAAUCCUCUCGAUCGGUAGCCAUUUCCCAGAUCACCAAUGCGAUUCACAAGCGCCAUAUACAUGGGGAUGACUACCUUGCAGCUCAAACCCUCAUCUCCGGCGAACAAGCCGCCAAGUUAGGCAUCUCGGAACAGCUCUUCGACAGCCUGGCCAUGACACACAACACCACAGUCGAGUUUCUACAUUAUUUCUGGGCCGUCUAUUAUUCGGGCGAUGCAGAUCGCGCCGGCGAAGUCGCGAACUUGAUCGAAACUUUGGACCAGUCGCUUGAUCGCAUCAAAGCAGUGGCAACCGACGCCGAGAACGAACGUACUGCGAAAGUCGAGAAAACGAAACAGGAAAUCGAGGCCAUUUUCCAGCGGUCCGGUAAGCGCAGGAAAUUUGAUCCAAAUAGCAUCAAGGGCGGAGCCAAAUAUAUCAACCUGAUAGUCUCCCCUCUAUAUCGUGCCAUUGAGGCCGCCCGCCACUCGUAUGCGACUACGCUAUCGGAGCAACUUGGCAAGCCCGCUGCAGUCGUUUAA
Molecule: messenger RNA, 2068 nt
Organism: Periconia digitata
Lineage: Eukaryota; Fungi; Ascomycota; Dothideomycetes; Pleosporales; Periconiaceae
Source: the annotation of a GenBank genome assembly